This is a messenger RNA of Penicillium bovifimosum, 1254 nucleotides long. It is a transcript of the gene exg1, whose product is annotated as glucan 1,3-beta-glucosidase. Lineage: Eukaryota; Fungi; Ascomycota; Eurotiomycetes; Eurotiales; Aspergillaceae. The record is from RefSeq and is a predicted model, not a curated record. Gene Ontology annotation, cellular component: cell surface; extracellular region. Bases 1 to 1254 code for a protein of 417 amino acids. Gene Ontology annotation, biological process: glucan catabolic process. Gene Ontology annotation, molecular function: glucan exo-1,3-beta-glucosidase activity. The transcript has 3 exons.
AUGCCGUCCAUGUCCAAGUUCGCACAGAAGUCGGUCUUCGCGCUGUCUUUGCUGGCAGCCCUAGUCCAGGCCGCACCUUCAGCAAGCCUCAAAUUUGACUACAGUGCCAAGAAGGUUCGGGGCGUCAACCUCGGUGGCUGGCUUGUCACGGAACCCUGGAUUACUCCAUCAAUUUUUGAAGCAGCUGGCGAUGCUGCUGUUGAUGAGUGGACUCUGUGCGAAACUUUGGGCUCAGACGAAUGCCGAUUUGUACUUGACCAGCACUGGGGCACUUUCAUCACUGCCGAUGACUUUAGUCAGAUCGCCAGUACGGGUAUGAACCAUGUCAGAAUUCCCAUUGGAUACUGGGCCGUGAAGCACCUAGAUGGUGACCCAUAUAUCGACGGUCAGCUCAAAUACCUUGAUCAGGCAAUCGCCUGGGCUCGUGCUGCCGGUCUUAAGGUCAUUGUCGACCUACAUGGCGCUCCUGGCUCCCAGAACGGCUUCGACAACAGCGGAAGGCGUGGUCCUAUCGCAUGGCAACAGGGCAACACUGUUGAGAACACCAAGGAUGCACUGGACGCUUUGGCUGCGCGCUACAAAGACGAUGGAGACGUUGUGACUGCGAUCGAGGCCCUGAACGAGCCCAGCAUUCCCGGCGGAGUCAACCAGGACGGUCUGAAGCAAUACUACUAUGACUCAUGGGGCCUCCUCCGCAAGUACAGCCAGGACACCACGCUUGUGCUGCACGACGGGUUCGUGGCACCUGAAUCAUGGAACGGUUUCAUGAACCAGAACUCUGGUGUCUGGUAUGUGAUGAUGGAUACCCACCACUACGAGGUGUUCGACAGCAGUAUUCUUACCCUCGACACCACCGCACACGUCAACAACGUUUGCAGCUUUGCCAAUGACCACGUUAAGACAACCGAUAAGUGGACUGUCGUUGGCGAGUGGACUGGUGCCAUGACCGACUGCGCCAAGUACCUGAACGGCAAGGGCGUUGGGGCCCGCUACGAUGGAACUUUCCCCAACAGCCAGGCCAUCGGUAGCUGCGCAGGCAAGUCUAGUGGAACGGUGGAGGCUCUGUCGGAGACUGACCGUGCCAACACUCGUCGCUUCAUUGAAGGCCAGCUUGACGCUUAUGAGAAGGGUAACGGCUGGCUGUACUGGACCUGGAAGACCGAGGGUGCUCCCGAGUGGGAUAUGCAAGAGCAACUCGCCGCCGGGGUCUUCCCUAACCCUGUGACUGAUCGUCAAUUCCCCGGACAGUGCUAG